Messenger RNA from Yamadazyma jaroonii, 1383 nucleotides. Lineage: Eukaryota; Fungi; Ascomycota; Pichiomycetes; Serinales; Debaryomycetaceae. The record is from the annotation of a GenBank genome assembly.
AUGGAUCCUCAAGCUUUUAAAGCUGAGACUAACUUAUCAAUCUCAAGAAUUGGUGCCUUAUAUAAGGAUUUCACUGCUUAUAGAGAGUUAAAUCCUGAAGGAUAUGAAGCAAAUAUUCAAUCAUGGUUGAAAAUCUUUGAAAUUAUGUUGGAAAAUGAUCAUUUCGAUAAAUUGAGUUUACCUAGCAAACUAACCAUAACCAAUGAUUUGGCUUUGAAAACUAUUGGUAAACCUUUAAGCAUAAAUUUAGUGAUUCAAGAGUUAAUGAAAAGCAAAGAUUUGAUUCCUGUAUCAGUUUUUUUGGACUUUGAAACGGAGAUUUAUCAAUAUUUGAACCCAUCUACCAGUAUAUUUCAGUAUUUAUCACCAUUCCAUUGGGCUAAAAGAGUUAAUGAGGUGGCCACUGGUGUUUUGAGUAUAUUUUCAUCCGAUAGUGAACGUUAUAUUGUAAUGAAACAUCUUCAGUCGUAUAGUAAAACAGUGUUAGCUGAGAUCGAGAAAGAGAAUGAUGGAUUAUACAGUUCCAAGCUAUAUAAUUAUAAGUUGUUCAAACAACUACUCACCAGGUUGACACCCAAAAUCACCGAUCUUGAUAUUAAAAUACUCAUUAAACAUAUAUCAAGAGAUUUAAAGAAGUGUUCUGUAAUGUAUACCGAAGAUGAUAUGAUUUGUAAAUUUGAUGCAAGUGAGGUUAAUGACGAAGAUAUAGGAAUAGCUCAAUUAAAAUGGAAUAUUCAGGAAAUAACCAAGCAAUUGGAAUCUAUCCAGGAAAGAAUUGAAUCCACCAAAUCCAAAAUCAAAGCUUUCCCUGUUGAGAAGAUCAAGGAGAAAUCUGUUAAAGUCAGAAUAAUGAGUCUUUUAAACACCAAGAAAGUACAAGAAGCAUCUUAUGAAAACAUAAGUAAAACUCAUGACAAUUUAUAUGAAAUAUUAACGAAAAUGAAUGAAGCUACGUCAAAUAUCAAAGUAUUCAAUGCUUUGAAGCAGUCAUCUAUAGUACUUGGAGAAUUGAACCAACAAAUUGAUAUUGAUGAAUUGGCCGAGGUUAAGGAAGAGCUUGAGGAUAGUAUGCAACAGACAAAUGAAGUUAGUGAGAUGUUGGGAGGGGUUGAUGAAGAUAUGGAGGAAGAGUAUGAGAGUUUGGUCAAACAAAUGGAGGAGGAAUCUUUGGUGAAGGAAGACCCACAGAAAGAGCACCUGAAAGAGCACCUGAAAGAGCACUUGAAAGAGCACCUGAAAGGCUCACACAAAGACUCACAGAAAGACUCACAACAACCUUCAGACGACUUAGAAUUAAUAAAUCGUUUGAAUAAUCUUAAAGUCGAUAAUACCCCAAUUAAAGAGCUUUCACCCAACAAACCUUUACCAGAGCCAAGUACAUAA